Phodopus roborovskii (desert hamster) is the source of this 7250-nucleotide messenger RNA. It is a transcript of the gene Clock, whose product is annotated as clock circadian regulator. Gene Ontology annotation, molecular function: DNA-binding transcription factor activity, RNA polymerase II-specific; E-box binding; protein dimerization activity. The transcript is spliced from 22 exons. The record is from RefSeq and is a predicted model, not a curated record. Bases 216 to 2816 code for a protein of 866 amino acids. Gene Ontology annotation, cellular component: nucleus; CLOCK-BMAL transcription complex; cytoplasm. Lineage: Eukaryota; Metazoa; Chordata; Mammalia; Rodentia; Cricetidae. Gene Ontology annotation, biological process: circadian regulation of gene expression; regulation of transcription by RNA polymerase II.
UUUCUUUUUCAGUGAAAAAAAGCACAAGAAGAAACUUUUACAGACAUUGUUGAUUUGACUACGGCCCCAUCCCCGAAAUCACAGGAAAGUUCUGAUGGUCAGUCAUACAAAGGAAAGCCUUGAGCCACUGGGUUUUGAAGAAUCCCUUCUAAAGAUCUAAAAAGUACAAAAGGAGAAGUACAAAUGUCUACCACAAGACGAAAACGUAAUGUGUUAUGUUGUUUACCGUAAGCUGUAGUACAAUGAGCUCAAUUGUUGACAGAGAUGACAGUAGUAUUUUUGAUGGAUUGGUGGAAGAAGAUGACAAGGACAAAGCAAAAAGAGUAUCUAGAAACAAAUCUGAAAAGAAACGUAGAGAUCAGUUCAAUGUUCUCAUUAAAGAGCUGGGAUCUAUGCUUCCUGGUAACGCUAGAAAAAUGGACAAGUCCACGGUUCUGCAGAAGAGCAUUGACUUUUUACGCAAACAUAAAGAAAUCACUGCACAGUCAGAUGCUAGUGAAAUUCGACAGGACUGGAAACCUACAUUCCUUAGUAAUGAAGAGUUUACACAAUUAAUGUUAGAGGCUCUUGAUGGUUUUUUUUUAGCGAUCAUGACAGAUGGAAGUAUAAUAUAUGUAUCUGAGAGUGUAACUUCAUUACUUGAACAUUUACCAUCUGAUCUUGUGGAUCAAAGUAUAUUUAAUUUUAUCCCCGAGGGAGAACAUUCAGAGGUUUAUAAGAUACUCUCUACUCAUCUGCUGGAAAGUGACUCACUAACCCCUGAGUACUUAAAAUCAAAAAAUCAGUUAGAAUUCUGUUGUCACAUGCUUCGAGGAACAAUAGACCCAAAGGAGCCAUCCACCUAUGAAUAUGUGAGAUUUAUAGGAAAUUUUAAAUCUUUAAACAGUGUAUCAACUUCAGCACACAACGGUUUUGAAGGAACUAUACAACGCACACAUAGGCCUUCUUACGAAGAUAGAGUUUGUUUUGUAGCUACUGUCAGGUUAGCUACACCUCAGUUCAUCAAGGAAAUGUGUACUGUUGAAGAACCCAAUGAAGAGUUUACAUCUAGACACAGUUUAGAAUGGAAGUUUCUAUUUCUGGAUCACAGGGCACCACCAAUAAUAGGCUAUUUGCCAUUUGAAGUUUUGGGAACAUCAGGCUAUGAUUACUAUCAUGUGGAUGACCUAGAAAAUCUGGCAAAAUGUCAUGAGCACUUAAUGCAGUAUGGGAAAGGCAAAUCAUGCUAUUAUAGGUUCUUGACCAAAGGACAACAGUGGAUUUGGCUUCAAACUCACUAUUACAUCACUUACCAUCAGUGGAAUUCAAGGCCAGAGUUCAUUGUUUGUACUCACACUGUAGUCAGUUAUGCAGAAGUUAGGGCUGAAAGACGACGAGAACUCGGCAUUGAAGAAUCUCUUCCUGAGACAGCUGCUGACAAAAGCCAAGAUUCUGGGUCUGACAAUCGUAUAAAUACAGUCAGUCUCAAGGAAGCACUGGAAAGGUUUGAUCACAGCCCUACUCCAUCUGCCUCUUCUAGAAGCUCGAGAAAGUCAUCUCACACAGCAGUCUCAGACCCUUCCUCAACACCAACGAAGAUACCUACGGAUACUAGCACUCCUCCCAGACAGCACUUGCCAACUCAUGAAAAGAUGACACAACGGAGGUCAUCCUUCAGCAGUCAGUCCAUAAACUCCCAGUCUGUUGGUCCAUCAUUAACACAGCCAGUGAUGUCUCAAGCUGCAAAUUUACCAAUUCCACAAGGCAUGUCACAGUUUCAGUUUUCAGCUCAGUUAGGAGCCAUGCAGCAUCUAAAAGACCAGCUGGAGCAGCGGACACGGAUGAUAGAGGCGAAUAUUCAUCGGCAACAAGAAGAACUAAGGAAAAUUCAAGAACAGCUUCAAAUGGUCCAUGGUCAAGGGCUUCAGAUGUUUUUGCAGCAAUCAAACUCUGGAUUGAAUUUUGGUUCUGUUCAACUUUCCUCUGGGAAUUCUAAUAUCCAGCAACUCACACCUAUAAAUAUGCAAGGCCAAGUUGUUUCUGCUAGCCAGAUUCAAAGUGGAAUGAAUACUGGGCAUAUCACCACAAGCCAGCACAUGAUACAACAACAGACUUUACAAAGUACUUCAACUCAGCAGAGUCAACAGAGUGUCAUGAGUGGACACAGUCAGCAGACAUCUCUUCCGAACCAGACGCCAAGUACUCUCCCAGCCCCAUUGUACAAUACGAUGGUGAUCUCUCAGCCUGCGGCUGGGAGCAUGGUCCAGAUUCCAUCCAGUCUGCCCCAGAACAGUACACAGAGUGCUACAGUAACUACGUUCACUCAGGACAGACAGAUAAGAUUUUCUCAAGGUCAGCAACUUGUAACCAAAUUAGUGACUGCUCCUGUAGCUUGUGGGGCUGUCAUGGUACCAAGUACCAUGCUUAUGGGUCAGGUGGUGACUGCCUAUCCUACCUUUGCUACACAACAACAGCAGGCACAGACAUUAUCGGUAUCUCAGCAGCAGCAGCAGCAACAGCAGCAGCAACAGCAGCAGCAGCAGCAGCAGCAACAGCAACAGCAGCAGCAGCAGAGCUCCCAGGAACAGCAGCUCCCUUCAGUUCAGCAACCAUCUCAGGCUCAGCUGACCCAGCCACCACAGCAGUUUUUACAGACAUCUCGGUUGCUCCAUGGGAAUCCUUCAACUCAGCUCAUACUCUCUGCUGCCUUCCCACUACAACAGAGCCCUUUCCCUCCGUCACCACAUCACCAGCAACACCAGCCUCAGCAGCAACAGCAGCAUAGUCGGCACAGGACUGACAGCCUGACUGACCCUUCCAAGGUCCAGCCACAGUAGCACACACACUUCCUCUCUGACACUAGAGAGGAAGGGGAUGGCCAGAAAGCUACUUGGAUGACAAACAGUUACAAGUUUAGUAGUUCUGUGAGGGUGGUAGUGAGUGUUCCAGUUCCUGGAUUAGUUGGUAGGAAAAUGCUGCCCAGUGCUACAGAUGUACAUUAAAUACCAGCCAGUGGGAGAUGAUUGUAGGGACAUGGCCAAUUCUGACAGUUUCUUUGCCCAGAUAUUUUUUUGAUGGAUAAAGAGUAUAUUGCCAAAUGUUAACAAGCUCAACUAUCAUGACCUUUACCGAAUCAGAAAAGCACUAACAAUGUUGGUAGCUUUUAGUGGUUCUGUGCCUGGUAUCAAAUGUUACAGAGGACACACCACUGCCAGGGGUUUGCUUAGAUUGCCAUGAAGAUAGUCCAGUAGUUAGUAGUCCCCACCCCCAACUCCACCCUGCUCAGAUCAUGAUGGAACAGUGAUUACUUUCAGAAUGUUGUGCAGGUUUGAAUUCUUUUUGUAUAGAUGCUAUAUAGAUAUGUAUGUGCCUGGACGGAUGGAUGGACGGACAGACGGAGAGAAAGACUGUGUACACAGCUUGAACGCAUUAUCUGUCCCUUACAGGUGUGAGUACAUUUCAUUAGAUUUUGACACCACGUACAAACUGGUAAUAGCUUCUCUUUCAUUUUGUUUACAACAUAAUAGUGUUCUAGUCACUUUUUCCAGGGCACCUUUUGUUCGUGCUUUGGCUGUGAUGUCACAGUUUGUUCAGUGAGGUACAGUGUGCUGCUGGGGAUGGAUUUUCUUUUUCUUUUUUUUUUUCAAGUUAAAUUAUUGCUACAUUUCCACUUACUCAGAAAUAUCCCUUAUUAUUUUUCAAUUAUGUUUGAAAAAAUAGAAUUGCACUGCUUUAUUUUAGAUGGUUGGUUGAAAGUUUGAUCACAUAUUUUGAUAUAUUUCGUAGUUGGAAUAUUUAUGUAAAUGGUUUUCAACAAGCCUGAAAGUGAUUUCAAGAAUGUUUCAGUUAUAAGAGUAAAAUUUGCACACAAAUAUUUUAGGCACUUUUUAAACAUUCUCAGUGGUGGGAAUUUUAACUUUUAGGAUUUGUUGGAAUCUUUUUAUUAUCCUUAAAAAUUUCAAUGCUUCUUUUAGUCAAAAUGAUUCAGGGUUAUUUGAGGGGAAAAAACCCAUAGUGCCUUGAUUUUAAUUCAGGUGAUAACUCACCGUCUUGAAUUCAUUGUCUGGUUUCAGUAGCAGUUUUGAAACCUUAGUACAUUUUUAGCAGCAUGUGGGUCUCAGUGUUACUCUCAAGCUCCCAAGAAGACUGCUGCAACUAUCAUAGUUGUUAAUGUGAUCCCAGAAUUGUUUCCAAAUUAGUAUCUUCCUUUAAAGUAGUCAGUCCUUUAAGAAUUACCAGUAAAUACUUGCUCAGAGUAAGAGGGUAGAAAUUGUCUUUAACGUUCACCGAAACACUAGAAUGGUAUAACUCACAUGCUUUCUAAACAUGAAUUAAGAUUUCAUCUGGCAAUAUCAUACUCUAUAGGUAAUAAACUCCAACAAAGUUACAUGGAUUUUAAAAAGCAUUUUUUUUUUAGAUUUUUAUGGUACUAAUAAUGAAAUUUGCAAUUGUAGAACAAAAAUUGAAAAUAGAUAUAAAACAUUACUGAGAAAAGGGAGGACAAGUGUGACAAAUUAGAAUUGACCUUAAAAGAAAGUGUGUAAAGAGUGAGGCUGCUCAACAGAGGUUUUCAGCAGUGAAAGUCACCUAAUGCAAACUCGCUAGGUAAGGACUCUGGGGAACGAGGAGUCAGUUAUCUGUCCUCAGCUUUGUUGUCAUCCUUAAGUGUGUCUGUUUUCCUGUUUACCUGGAUGCAGUUAAGUUAGAAAGUUAGUGGUGAAAAAGAAAACAACCAAAGAAAAUUGGUACCUGCCCUUCUGCAAAAGAAAUGUGGCUAGAUACCAGUCAGUAACUAACAUAUCAUGGAGUUCUAAUGGCUGACAUUCAUAUGAAUUCCCCGAAGAGUUGUGAGAAUACAUAAACAUGCAAGCUUAUACACAUGUGAUGAAAUUGCUUUUCUCCCCUUCCAAAUUGCCUUCUUGAUCUUAUGCCAUUCCAUGCCAUCUGAGUUGUGCCUCAUCCAUUUUUUGGCAAUACCUAGUGAUAAGGAUUUAGCUAACAGGAGAUAUAACAUACUAAUUAUGUAAUUCCUAUUCUUUAUAGUUCAUCUUCCUGCUUAAAAGCAGUUGAUAAAGGAGCACCUAGCCAUUGACUUUGCUGUCCACAUGGAGAGUUGUACUGGGCAACACCAGCUGCCUCUCAGCUCCUUAAUUCUUUGUUUCUUUGGAUUGCAAACUGUUCUUGCCUGCUUCCAUUCUGAUGAAGAUACACCUGUUGCCCCUGUUGCCUGUUCUUCAUUUUCUAUAGCCAAAGUUGUUGACUGAAACCCCAAAUCUAAAUCAUGAAAAGAUACCAAAUAGAAACACUCCUCAGUUUCUUAUAAACCCUAAUGUCCCCUGCUCUUUAAAAUUUUAAUUCUGGGCAGCACUUUUUAGUUAAGAAAUUGUUAGGGUGCUGGUCAAGUAGGUUCUCAUUGCCCUGCAGGUACCUUGCUAUGGGCUGCUUCCACAUGGGGUGUUGCUGAUCAUGUGGGAUAAGAACAGUAAAUCGCAAAGCUGCUCUUGAGGAUGGCUUCAAACCAGAACUCAGACAUGGAAAAGUACUCUUCCCUUCCUUAGAACAGUAACUAUGGGGGGAGGGGAAGUGGAUGUGGUAGGCGGAGCUGCAUGCAAAUAAGCACUACAGUCCUUCCCCCAAGCUACAUCCUAAAUAUAAGCAGCUUCUCGUGGCUUAGGAAUGCACUACUAAAAGAAUGCCAAUGACUGAGUAGUUUGUGAUAGAAAACAAUGUGCAAAUUAGUGAGUGAGUGAGUUCUGUGUGCUGUGGUUGGUCAUUGCCUUAAAGCAAUCUCUUGAACCUUGGAGCACUGAAGCAGUCCAGCUGUAUAAAGGGCAUCGGGUUGAGGGAGAUGAGCCCUUGUUCUGGCCUUAGAAAGGGAUCCUGUUGUCUACAGAGGUAGAUUCUCUUCACUUAGAUAUUACUGGGUUAAAGUGUUUCCACUAUGUUGAGGCUUUUUUUUUUUUUUUAAGUGGAACAGAGAUAGCAUUUUUAGUAUUUCGUUUUUCUGUUUCUUUGGUGAUUAAAGAUUUGUUGGUAAACAUUGUUCAAGCCUACUACCUUUCCAGUACCUGUGGGCCUGUUCUUAGCACCACGGAGUCCAUAUUGGAAGGUAUAAACACUGGAUAUUAAUAUCGAUGAGGGCAUAUUGCCAGGAACGAGCUGACUGGAAUUUUUCAGUGGUGGAGAAGGAACAGCACAAAGGCACUUGCCGUUUUCAUAGUAAUUAGAGAAAAACCUUUUAAGUAUGUCUGGACUGAGUGAACACUCUUAUUCUAAGAGGAGCUUGUGAAGUAAAAUGCAAAGGAAAAGAGUUGACUAUUUUUAUAGCAUAUUUAAUAUAUUUGUAUAUAACUAUGAGUGUAGUAGGAACCCUCCACCUGCCUCCCACUUUUCUAGCUCCCCCUCCCCCCGCCAUAGCCCUAGUACAGCCUCAUCCGCAUGGGUAAUGUGCCUAUUGUCAGCCUACCUACCAAAAGAUAGAGCUGCUGCUUUUUGAGACAGGUGAGAUGAGACUCUCAUGCCUGGGGAUCCUUUAUGGGAGGAAUAGCACACACUUAGAACAACAUACCACAGUUUAAAAGCAUCAUUUGAAAGGUAAUAAGCACUUUAUUGCAAUUAUCCAUUUAGAUAAAGUUUGUAUCUUAGGUAUUAACCGUUUUUAAAGGAUCCCCUAAUCAUCACUUAGGUGAAUUUAUAAAUGACACAUUUCUGAGAAAUGUAUAGAGCCAGUGAACCGUAGCAGGUUUAUGGGAGUGAUUUCAAGGUAGCCAAAUAAACUCUGACUUUUGUUUUGAAUGUGGUGGGGUCGGGAGAUUGUAGAUGCGUAGUUCCAUUUAAACACUAUUGUAAACCUAUCUUGCCUAUUGUGUGGACACCAAAAGAGACCAAUGAGCCUGUUUCUUCUCAGAGCUCUAGGAAUAUGCAUCUGUCUGAGUAGACAUACAGAACUAAUCUAUAAAUGGUUGGUAGUAAUAUUUUAGGAUACAGUAAUUUCAAGAAUUUGAGUGUUUUAAAUGUGUCCUGAAAUGUUGGCAUGUCAUUUCAGUGUCUCCAUUGAGUUGCUCUUGUAAUAUUUUUGCACAAAAAGGACUGAGAAAGAUUGCUUUGGUUGAAGAAAACUAUAAUUUGGUCUUAAUGUCUCCUGUGGAAACACUGGAGGUAAAUUUUGUUGGUAUAGUUACUAAUUCAGGAUAUUUAAAACAGUGUUGAAGAACUCACCAGAAAUUAAGCAAACUUAUAUUUAAAAAUUAAAAUUCUUUUUUUCCACGUGA